Messenger RNA from Oryzias latipes (Japanese medaka), 3073 nucleotides. RefSeq names its product putative protein MSS51 homolog, mitochondrial. The record is from RefSeq and is a predicted model, not a curated record. Lineage: Eukaryota; Metazoa; Chordata; Actinopteri; Beloniformes; Adrianichthyidae.
CUCCCCCUCUAUUUAAAACACUAUCUCCUCCUUUUCCUUUGGCUCUCCUCAUCCUCCAAGCCAGCUCCUCCUCCCCAUCACAUCCCGCACCCUCUCCCACCCAGCUAACCUCAGAUGUCUGCAGCUCUCCACAGUCCUCAAACACGCCCUUCCCCUCACUUUGGCUCUCGGUUAGUUACUUUUAUGAACCCCAGCAGAGACACACCGGGAAGGUUCCAGGAGGUGGUGGCAACCAGCACAAGGAGCUGUCAAUCAUUUACUUCAAUCUUCAUCCAGAAAACAGAAAAGUGAAGCAUCAGCAAGAGGGGAGAGGUGGUCUUGCCAUGGCAUCCCAGAUCCCAGCACUCCCUCAGUCCAUCACCCCCAGAACUGGCAGCGUCUUCUCUGACCAGUCUGGCUUCUAUGCACUGGACUCAAAUGUACCAGGUUUGUCGAAGCUGAUUCUCAGCAAGCUCAACAUGAAGGAUUAUGGAGAGUACAGGGCUGCAGUUCAGGAAAAGCCUAAAGGAGUCACAUUCCGCAACUACAAGGAGAUGUUUCAGAAGAUGGAGGACACCUUCAAGUUCUGCACUGGCUGUAAUAAAAUCCCAGAGCACUUGAGUGAGCAGCAGACUCUAAAACGCUGUGUGAAGUGCUUGAAUGUGUAUUACUGCAGCAAGGACUGUCAGAGGAAGGACUGGCCUCAGCAUAAGAAGGCCUGUACGACGCUGCGGCUGGUGGCCAUUGACAGAUUGGUGGAAUGGCUGAUGUUUACAGGAGACCUUCCAUUUCCCACUGAAAAAUGGAGCAAGUCUCCAGAUGAAGUGAAGAGCUGGAACGACUGGAUGCCCAUGCAGGCGAACCUUACAGCACAUCUGAGCACUAUCUUGUCGGGUACCAACAUGGCAACUCUAUGGAAGAACGCAGUCAGGCCACAGCCUAAUGAAGCUGACCUGAGAGGAUCCUUGUGGAGAAUUCAGAGCGAGUUCCUCUCCAGGGUUCUCACAGUCGGUAUGGCCAUCCGACGAUUUGGUUUGGACCCGUACGCAAAACCACUUACUAUUCACCUAGCAGGCGCAUCCCACAAUGAGACCAUGGGAGCUAGGUUAACUGACUAUGACGAGCUAAACAACAUGUUCCCCAAACACCAGGGAAUAGAGAUAGUUAUGGUGGGACCUGAGGUGGUAGACGGCCCCAUCAUGAGACCUCCUCUCGUAGCGUUUGGUCCAAAGGAAAGGGUCUACAUCAGUGCAUUUAAGGGCCUUUACCACCAGUUCUGGGAAGCUGUGGAGGAGAAAAAGGAUGCAGCCAAACCGGACCUGGUGGUUGGAUUUCAUCCUGGAUUUCAUGCCAACCCGGGUCUGUUAGAAGGUUGGUUGCCGACACUUCUCCUGCUCAGAGAUUUUAACAUCCCCUCUCUCUUCACCAUGUAUAGUGAAAUGGAGCUUAAAUGUUCUCUGGAGAUCUUGCUGGAGCUGGAGGUGCACGUCAGAGACAGUGGACCCAAUCCUUUCACCUCACAGAAACCGGAACAGGUCCAGUCCUGCCCAAACAAAGCUCCAGUCUACUGCAACUCUCAUUUCAUCCGGUUCCAAGGACUGCUGCCUUGUGAGGACUUGGAGGGUUCGGUUCCAACAGCAAGCAGCUCAUCAUCAAGUUUGUGAAAAAAAACAAACAAAACAAAAUAUAAACUGAUUCGUGCUUCUGCUUUUCUGAACUUCUGACUUUGAUUUAGAAUGUUCCAACCCCUAAAUCUGACAAGGAACCGGCUGUUCACAUUUAAAGUGGGUGCUGAUUUUAAGAAAUGUUAACGUAGUAUCGGGAAAACUAUUAUUUGAGCAUUAAUAAAGUUGUACUUUAAAAAAAAAAAUCAGAUGUAUUUGGUUUAAUGAUGUCUAUAAAAAAACACUUAAAUUUUGUCUCUGUUUAGGCUCCAAGGGGUUACAUUACUUGGUUAUUGUUAUGCGACUUUAAUGAUUCCAGAAUGAGUUCUGUCAUCAUCUGAUAUCACUGACCUGAUCUGUGCACAGAACAAUUCCCAAAUCUCACAAGGACCUCAUGCAUACUCAUUAUAAGGGAGUCUCUGGUUGUCUAAAGUUUAUUAAGAAAAUUGUAUUGAUAGUUGUUCUGGGGAGUAGAAGUGCUGUUGAUUUUGACCUGUUAAUGACCUACUUUAAUGAAAAUCGUGUUUUUAACAUGUUCUUGCAGCAUUUCUUUCAUGAUGGAGGACAUGUAUAAAGGAAAUUAAGCUUACAAUUGCAUUUCUGAGUAUUUCUUUAUUCAAAUUGUAGUGAUCAGGAGCAAAUGCACAAUUUGGAUGGAGCCUGUUGCUGUGAUGUUGGCGCUACAGUCAGUGAGCCUCAUGCUCCCUCCUCCGCUCCAUUCGGAUGCAUCCACCUGUAGAAAAAUAGAUCCAUGCACAUCUUCGAUUGUCUGAGCUGUCAUCUGGCUCAAAGCUGUACAGAUGGAUAUCUCCAAUACUGCUCACCAUUUUGUUGUAUUGGUAAUGUGAAGUUGGGGUUGUGAGGGGCUGUAAGUUAGUGGAAGAGAGUGAAACAAAGGAAUGAUGGGAAUUUGGGAGAAGCUUACUUCACAUCAGCAAUCCCGCCCACAACUAAGAUGCACAUUUCUGAUGAACUACUGCCCCUUUGGAGAAACUAACUACUAAGAAUGAUCAGAGUGGGACUUUAAAGGAUUUGUUUGCUAAAUGUUGGUACAGUGAAGCGCAGAAGUAAAGUGCAGAAGUGUCCAUUUUUUAACUGCAGCUCGUUAAAAUAUAAGAAUGUUAUUUAUUUCUUUUUAGAGAAAAAGAAGAAGACGAGAAAAGAAAUCUUUUAUUGACUUACUAUGGGGAAAGGGAAGUGCGAGCUUAUUUUGGAAAGAAAAUAUUGCAUGAUCUCAUUGCAAAGUGUUAAAUAUAUUUUUCUUUUUUUAACCUAUUUAAAGAAAAUCUAUGAUACAAUUGGCUUCUUUUCUUUCAUUUAAAAUAGAUUAAGAUUUUCUUGUACUUUUGGUUUUACUUUGACAGGAAAUCAUUUUCUUCCAUAUAAAAUACCUUGUGGAUGGCAAAGAAAUAAACAGAGCAACAGCGGCC